Molecule: messenger RNA, 1371 nt
Organism: Prunus armeniaca (apricot)
Lineage: Eukaryota; Viridiplantae; Streptophyta; Magnoliopsida; Rosales; Rosaceae
Source: the annotation of a GenBank genome assembly
AUGGAGUUCAAUUGUGAGAAAAACCUCUGGAGCUUCAUGGAUGAGGAAAGAAAGAGAAUCAAGUUGCCUCGGAGACUUUCUUUUGGUGGUGACCCGCAACAAAGUUCGUCAGAAACCAACAACAUGCAUUCAGCUUCUUCAGCAAGACCUUCUGUUGCUGCUUCUGAACCAUCAAUUCCUACACGGCCUAUGAGCCCUGGGACACCAUGGACACUAUCCCCAGUGCGCACCUCUCCCUCCCAACCCCUUCUUUACCAUUGCAUUGCCUCCCUCCACCGACAUGAAGGUAACAUUUUCUCCAUCACACUAUCAAAAGAUUUUAUAUUCACAGGCUCAGAAAGUAGCCGGAUUCAUGCUUGGAAGCAGCCGGAUUGCACUGAAAUUGGUUACAUAAAGGCUGCUUCAGGUCAAGUUCGAGCCAUCUUGUCCUCGGGGAAAAUGCUAUUCACCACACAUGGUGACUGCAAAGUUCGCAUAUGGGAUGCGUCCACUGCAGAGAAUUUUAGGCCGAAAAAGAUCACAACUCUGCCUCAAAGAAAUCGAUUUUUGUUCUUUUCAAGAAAGAGCAGCCAGCAGCACAAUGAUCACAUCUCUUGCCUAGCUUACAACAAGGAAGACAAGCUGUUGUACACAGGCUCGUGGGACAAAACAGUCAAAGCUUGGAAGAUCAACGAGAGGUGUUGUGUGGAUUCAUUUGUGGCUCAUGAAGGUCAAGUAAAUGGGAUUGUCAUCAACCAAGAAGAUGGUUGUGUUUUCACUUGCUCCUCAGAUGGCUCAGUCAAAAUCUGGAGAAGGGUGUUUGGUGAAAGUUCUCACAUUCUGACCAUGACUCUCAAGUUCCAGCUUUCACCAGUGAAUGCCUUGGCAUUGAGCUCGUCACCGAACACCACCCUACUCUACUCUGGCUCAUCAGAUGGGCUUAUAAACUUUUGGGAGAAGGAGAAGAUGUCUGGGAGGUACAACCAUGGAGGGUUUCUGCAAGGUCAUCAUUUUGCUGUUCUUUGCUUGGUAGCCUUGGGAGAAUUAGUCUUCAGCGGCUCCGAGGAUGCAACCAUAAGGGUUUGGAGGAGAGAGGAAGGGAAUUGCUUCCAUUCAUGCAUUUCUGUCAUUGAAGGCCAUCAUGGGCCAGUAAGAUGCUUAGCAGUUUCUUUGGAAACAGAGAAUGUGGUGGGGGUGAAGGGUUUGUUGGUUUAUAGUGCAAGCUUGGACCAAACUUUUAAGGUAUGGAGGGUCAAAGUUUUUCCCACAGAGAAGGUAAACAUGGAUGAGUCUGCCAAAGACCCACAAAGAGAGAUUGUGGAGUGUGAGACAAGUCCAGUGCUGUCACCUUCAUGGGUAGAGAAAAAGCUUCUAGGCAACUAUUUCCAGUAG